AUGUCAACGUUCAUAUCGUUUCCGGCUGAAACGCCCGAAAACGACGACCCAAAGCUGCUCAGCAACAUCUACUCCAAGUUCAGGAGCAUCACGUCGGCAGCAUCUUCAGCGGUAUCAGGAGUACUCCCCAAGGAGCGCAGUGGCCAUUCUCGCACCUCGUCCCAAGCCCCUUCUCGAGCCCACUCUUGCACUCCCUCGAUAGCGCCUUCUUUCAGAGCAAGCGACGAACAUGUGCGUUUCAGAGACGACUCGGACAAUAACAGCAUCUUGCCAGAUUCCCUGUCGCUCCUAGACACGUCCUCAGUAAGCGAAAUGGCGCCUGUAGUGGGCAGAGAGGGACUUAGACUCAACAUCAAACAGCCUUCUCCUAGUGUCAGCAGUGUCAACAUUCUGUGGGAUGGCAAUAUGGCUACUCCUCCGCCACCAGCCCCAUUGGUUCCCCAAGUCAAUAAAAGCAAGGUGACCCGAUCAGUAUCGACAAAUACACUCAGGUCUUCUCGCUCCUCUAUGAAAUACCACCUUCCAGGAUACAUUGAUAGAGAUGGAAGCAGUGAUAGUGAAAGCAUAGUCAGUACGGCUGACUCUCUGCCAGAGGCGCCAGAGAGAACAUCUUUACUGCGUGCGGGAGGACUUGAGAAACAGUUUUGGAUGAAGGAUGAAAACGCUACCGAGUGUUUCAGUUGUGGAAAGGCUUUUAGCACCUGGAGAAGAAAACAUCAUUGCCGAAUUUGUGGACAGAUCUUCUGCUCAGCAUGUACCACGCUGCUGGAUGGAAAGAAAUUCAAAUACCCAGGCAAGAUGAGAUCGUGCUACAAUUGUAUGGAUAUUGCAGACCGUUACGAGGCGACAGAAUCGGACUCAGACUCAGAACGAGAGAUUGCAGAAAGCAUCUACGAUAACUCUGUAGAUGUGGAAGCGAUUGAAGCAAAUCAAUUGCAUCCUGUGCGCUACAAGCCGUUGCCCACCCCUACAAUGGCCAUUCCCACUACUCGUCUGGGUGAAGGAGGAGCAUUGGAGAUCAUGGAGGGUGGCUCCAGACCAUCGAGCAGUCGGUAUUCCAACAUUCGCCGAAGCCGAACGAAAUCUCUGCCCUGGAACUCGGUUGCUACUAAUGGAGGAAACUACAUUCAGGAUUCUAUGGAAGGCAUUAAUGACGUUAACGAUAGUGAUCAUGCUGCUGAGAGUGAAUCUGAAGACGAACACGCAUUGUCGCUUCUUGCAGCUCUUCAAAUGGAUCGUACAGCGGCAUCUGUGGAUCCGAAUGCCAGCCAGACUUCCAUGCAAACCACAAUGAGACGCCCUCGAAGUGGUACAAACCGAAGCAUGGAACCUGUCAACAUCUCGAGAGAGCCAUCGACGUCAGUUCCUCGUAUCCAACGUAUCAAGAAGCGAUCUAGAUCGUUUGUGUCUAACAAACGUCUAUCUGGACGUCCCUUGAGUCGUGCUGGAAGUCUGCACCCUGAAGAAGUGGCCCCUCCCUCUCCCGUCAAGGUUAACAGCGCUGUUGCGGUGAAGGGUCCCCAGUACCCCACCAUGCAGCUCAACACGGCGAGUAUUCAUCACACUUACAAGUUCUGCAGGCAACUUCUUGAAGACACCGGAGUGCCUAAUGUGGAGGAAUGGACUGAGGCUCUCAUCAAGCCAGUGUUUCAAUGCUGCGAGAACACUGAGCUGGAUGUGAGAGCAGAGGAUUCUAUCGAUAUCCGAAACUACAUCAAAAUCAAACGAGUCAUUGGAGGCUCUCCUAAGGACACUUUCUACCUGCAGGGUCUGGUGUUCACGUCGAACAUUGCCAUCAAAGGCAUGCCUUCAGAGGUUUCCACCCCCAGAGUGCUUGUUAUCACCUUCCCUAUUGAAUAUGCUCGACCUGACGGGGUUCAUGUGAUCUCUAUUAACCCUGUGGUUGCACAGGAGAAGGAGUUUUUGAAGAAACUGGUCAAGCGGAUAAUUGCACUACGACCCAGUGUCAUCGUGUCUAACUCCCCAGUGGCUGGUUUCGCCCUCCAUCUUCUCAGCAAGUCGGGUAUUGCUGUGGUUCACAAUGUCAAGGACACUGCUAUUCAACGAGUGUCUCGGUAUACAGGUGCAGACGUGUGUUUCUCCAAGGACCAGCUAGCACACCCUCGCCUGGGUCAUUGUGAGCUCUUCUCAGCUCGUCAAUAUGUCUCCGAGGGUGUUCGAAAGAGUUACAUCAUAUUCUCAGGCUGUCCUCGAGAACUCGGUUGCACUAUUGUUCUCCGAGGUCCCGACGAAGAAGCUCUCAAGCUGGUGGUUGAGUUCAUGGUAUACGUUGUAUUCAACCUAAAGCUCGAGACCUCCCUUCUACGUGAUCAACUAGCGAUGAUCCCCAACAAGCUGCCAUUGACAAAAGACAUUGAGGUUCAGGAACCACCAGAGGAGCCUGAGGAUCACCAGUCUGGUUACUUCAACGACAUUGUUCGUCUCCAGCAGUCUAAGAUUUUAUCUUCAUCUCCUUUAGUCCAGUUUGAGCUUCCCUACUUGCUGACAUCGGCUCGUGAUUUGGAAGAUCGCUUGGUGGAGAUGGAUUGCAAGAUUGAGCUGCAGAAGAAGUCUGAGGGACUGGACGACGAGCAGUUUCUCCAGCUGGUCAACAAUGAGAUGGAGAAUCGAUUUAGGGGUGUUAAUCUGGACCUGUCCAAUCUUCCUCGAGCUGGAAUCCAACGGAUAGUCAAGACUAUGGCUGAUCAGGGCUACCAACGACUCUACGAUCAGUGGUCUCUUGCCAAGUAUAGAUGGGAGCUUAUGUUUUCCAACAAUCCUUACAUGUUCUCCCCCAGUGUGCACCAGAACCUCGUUGUGUUGUACUCAAUGGUCAAUAUCAAGACAGCCACACCUUGCCUUGGUCCCCAAAACCUCAAUAUGGACUACUAUUCCGAAAGUGAUAUUACCCUGGGUCACUUCAUUGAAAAUGUCAUCUUGAGUGCUCGAAACCUGUGCAGUGAGGGAUGUGGACGUCCUCUCUCAGACCAUUUCCAGAGCUAUGUUCACGGUCAUGGACGGCUCAAUGUUGUCAUCGAGCCAUUUCCUUGCCGACUGCCUGGUCUAGAGAACCAGAUUCUCAUGUGGUCUUACUGCAAGAUUUGUAAGCGUGCCAUGCCUGCUUUCAUGCCCAUGUCAGAAAACACGUGGAAGUACUCGUUUGGCAAGUAUCUGGAGCUGACCUUCUGGGGCAAGAAGGUGUCUCUGCGAGCUUCCGCUUGUCCUCAUAACCUCUACAGAGACCACAUUCACUUCUUUGGAUUGCAGAACAUGGCUGUUCGGUUUGAGUACUCGGAGAUUGAUCUUCUUGAGAUUGUUGUUCCUCGAGCCAAGACGGAGUGGGAUGUCACCUUUGAUAUCCGACACCGGCUCAAUCGGUACGCCAAGAUUCGAGACUCUAUCAACAAGUUCUGUGAGUCUGUUAUGCGACGUCUUCUGCGAGUCAAGGUUGAAGGUCUGACACCUGAGCGGUUCGAAGAGUUCAAGACCCGCGCUUCUGAGCUCAAGGAGCGGUGUGAAACUGAACGAGAGGAAGCUCUGCAGUACCUCGACGAAAUUACGCGAUCGUCUUCUCCUCGAGACUACCUUAGACUAAACGCUGCAGUCAAGUAUGUUCAGCAGCUUGUGGUUGAGUGGGAGAACGAGUUCACCGAAUUCGAACAGGCCUUCUUCCCCUCCGAAAAGGAUAUCACUCGUAUCACCGCUCAACAGUUGAGACGUAUCUUCCUUGAUGAGAAAGAUGAAAAAGAAGACAAGGAGGAAGAAGGUAAGGGUAAGGAGGAGGACAAGGAGUUCAAUGAGAAAGACACAAAGCUGGACAAUAAGGAUGGAGCUAAGAAUGAUGAUAAGGUCGCCUCCAAGAAGACUAUUAAGUCGGACUCUAAACAUGAUGAGUAUAAGGGCGAUGAGUCUGUAGACAAGUCCGAACUGUCAAAGUCAGGUCAUGUCACGCCGAAGCCCCUUGAAAUCGAGGGAUCCGAUACACUCUCCGUUGUCCCUUUCAAUGACGAUGAGGAAAGGCCUUCCAGGCCGUCCACAAAUGCUAGUUCGCCUGUAAAGACUCUAUCUCCUAUUGUUACUUCCCCUGUCGUGUCCCCGAAGACGUCCACGCCUACAUCCCCCAUCACUUCUCCUCAUGUUUCUUCUCUCACCUCUCCCACAAUUUCCCAGCUGUCUAAACCUGAGGAUCCUCAGAGCGACGCUUUCCGAGAACGAAUGACAGGUAUUCCUCGUCGAUCAGCUGCCAUGAAUUCUCCUAUUUCCGGUGACAAGGUCAAGGAGAAGUCUCACCUGUCGCGUUCUGUGUCUCCCACGAAGCGGUCUUCUAUUCCCAUUCUGCAACAGCUUGCUGACCGUGGAAUGGGCCCACCUCAGGCAAUGUCUGUGUCGCCCGAGAAGACGAUUCGAAAUAACCCCAGCGCAUUCAGACAACGGUAUGUUAACUCCAGUACGGAGCUUGAACGACAACUUCAGCUGGGUCGAGAGCUGGGUUCCAACCGAGUGUCUUCUUUGGCCAAGCACUUUGACCAGCUGUCGAGAGAGUUCGAAAAGGAAAGAGCUAAGGAGCGAAAGCUUCUCGCUGCUAGUCGAUUCCGUGCUUUACCUGUUCAUUCUUCCAAGCCCAUUGUUGAUGUUUACAAGUCUGUUCAGGAUGCUGUUGAAGAGGAGGAGUCUGCAAGUUCCGAAGACGAAAAAAACAAGGCUGCCAAGGUUGGAGGAGGUUCGGCACCUGGUACACGAAAGUCCAGCACCUCUCGAAGGGCCACCACUGCCAAACCUUCCGCUUUGUUGACUGCUCCUGAUCCUGAGCCUUCAUCUCCUGAAGCUCACAUUUCAGCCUCUGUCCAGAAGGAUGGAGUCACCAAGGAGGUUGUGGAGGUUGAGGGUGGCCCAGUCACCCAACACACUCUCACUUCUGCUGUCAAUGAUGCUCUUUCCGGAGAUCUUCACCAAACAGCUGAACGUCAGUCCCUCAUGAAGACUCUCGCGUCUUUCUGGGCUGAUCGAUCGGCUACUGGUUGGGAUGCUCUUGAGUACCCGCUUGCAGCUACAGAGCACAUUUUCGCAGACUCUGAUGUCAUUGUUCGGGAAGACGAGCCAUCCUCGCUCAUUGCCUUUUGCUUGUCUCUUCCAGAUUACAAAGAGAAGAUUCGAGUGUCCAACGAAACCGAAAACUCAGGCGCCGUCCCUCCUGAAGAGAUCCAGGUGCAGGUCGAGGAAGAGUCUCCCCUUGAGAAACUCAUGCUCAAGAAGACUUCGUCUCAUCUGCGAUACCAAUUCCAGGAAGGUUCUGCCAAACUGUCUUGUAAGGUAUUCUAUGCCGAACAGUUUGACGCCUUCAGACGACACUGCAAGGUGGAUGAGUACUACGUCCAGUCUCUUUCUCGGUGUGUCAAGUGGGACAGUAGAGGUGGUAAGUCCGGCUCAGCCUUCCUCAAGACUCUAGAUGACCGUCUCGUUGUCAAGCAAUUGAGUCCUGCUGAGCUGGACGCAUUUUUGUCCUUUGCCCCAUCCUACUUUGAUUACAUGGCCCGUGCCUUCUUCCACGAUCUACCUACGGUCAUUGCAAAACUGCUUGGCUUCUACCAGAUCUUGAUCCGAAACACCAUCACUGGGGUGACUGUCAAGAUGGAUGUGUUGGUGAUGGAGAACCUAUUUUACCAGCGCAAAAACCUGCGAAUCUUCGAUCUUAAGGGCAGUAUGAGAAACCGACACGUUCAGCAGACUGGUAAGGAUGACGAGGUGCUUCUGGAUGAAAACAUGGUGGAGUAUAUUUACGAGUCGCCGUUGUUUGUGCGUGAGCACGCCAAGAAGCUGCUUCGAACCUCGCUGUACAACGACACGCUGUUUUUGGCGAAGAUGAACGUUAUGGACUACUCUCUGGUGAUUGGUAUCGAUAGCGAAGAGAAGGUGCUUGUUGUUGGUAUCAUUGAUAUCAUUCGAACGUUUACCUGGGACAAGAAGCUCGAAUCUUGGGUCAAGGAACGAGGUCUGGUUGGAGGAGGUGCCAAGGAGCCCACGGUGGUGACGCCACGACAGUACAAAAAUCGGUUUAGAGAAGCCAUGGAGAGAUAUAUUCUCAUGGUUCCAGAGUGA
Molecule: messenger RNA, 6096 nt
Organism: Yarrowia lipolytica CLIB122
Lineage: Eukaryota; Fungi; Ascomycota; Dipodascomycetes; Dipodascales
Source: RefSeq, a predicted model, not a curated record